CGUCCACGUACACAAAAGGUGGCCCAGCAGAUGUACUACGUCAUGCUUGCCAGCGUUUCCAGAUGCCUAGUAGAAGUCGGUGCAUUUCUCCCGGAUAGAAUACUUACGCACAUAAGUCAAGGUCUAUAUAUUCCGAGACCGUGACCACCGAAACACUGCCUAGACGAGCAAUUGCUACAUCACUAAAAGAUGGCCGACACCAGCGAGCAGCAAAGCAGCUUGAAACAAUUCCUAGCAUCGAUAGCCACAAUCAAGGGCGACUUGUCCACGAUAACAGCACCUCCUUUCGUACUAGCCAACAAGUCUACCACAGAAUUCCCACGAUACUGGAUCGAACAACCAGCGCUCUUUACUGCACCAGCUCACGAAGAAGAUCCUGCCAAACGAAUUCUUGCGGUGCUGAAAUGGUUGUUGGCAAGUCUCAAGUCUCAGCAGUACGCUGGCCGACAGCCGAACGAAGGCGUCAAGAAACCAUUGAACGCCUUUCUUGGCGAAGUCUUUAUUGGCGACUGUGGGCCUGAGGACGAUGAGACGCAUCUGAUUUCGGAACAAGUCAGCCAUCAUCCACCUGUGACUGCAUGCUAUCUGUGGAACGAUAAACAUGGUGUGCGAGCAGAAGGUUAUACCAGACAGGACAUUCGAUUCACCGGAACAGUCAACAUCACCCAAAUAGGCCACGCAAUCUUACACCUCGAUGAACUCAACGAAGACUACCUCAUCCCUCUACCCGACGUAAAAGUGCAAGGCAUCCUGACCGGAAGUCCUUACCCCGAACUCCAAGGCUCUCAUUCCAUCAUCUCCUCAACCGGCUACAGAGCCAUCAUCGACUUCAGCGGAAAACGCCUACUCGGGCUGGGUGGCGAGAAGAACCACGUCCACGCCGCAGUGUACGCCCCCGAGGACAAGAAGCACAGCAAUCCAAUCUACGUGGCAGAGGGCAACUGGUCCGAAUCUUUCACAAUCAAAGACUCCUCCAACACCAUCCUCGAAACCUACAACGUCUCCACCGCCCACUCCACCCCCUUCCGCACCCUCCCCCUCGAAAAACAAGACCCCUGGGAAUCCCGCAAAGCCUGGCAACACGUCAUCGAAGCAAUCAGAACCGGAAACAUGCAAGGUGUAGCAGACGCGAAAAGUAAACUCGAAACUGCGCAAAGAGAAUUACGGAAAAAGCCGGAGACGGGAGAAGAGAAUUGGGAAGCGUUGUUUUUCAGGAAAGAUGCUGGGAAUCCUGUGGCGGAGAAGUUGUUGACUGAGGUUGGGGAGAAAUUGGAUACGGAGAGGACGGUGGGGGUUUGGAGGUUUAAUGCUGAGGCGGCGAAGGGGUUGAAGAGGCCUUGGAGGGGGGAGUUGACGCCGUAUGGAUGA
Cercospora beticola is the source of this 1368-nucleotide messenger RNA. Its product is annotated as OSBP family protein. Gene Ontology annotation, molecular function: oxysterol binding. Gene Ontology annotation, cellular component: intracellular membrane-bounded organelle; membrane; cytosol. The record is from RefSeq and is a predicted model, not a curated record. NCBI's taxonomy places the organism in Eukaryota, Fungi, Ascomycota, Dothideomycetes, Mycosphaerellales, Mycosphaerellaceae.